GUUCUGAAGUUUUCAGCUGCGUUCCUCCCUCCUCUGUCCCUCGUCGUUAAAGGCGUGGUUCAGUCAGUGCUGAUUUACUCCUAGGCAGGCACCGAACCCAACCAUGUGCAAAUGGCAACGGUCGAGUGCUGUGCAGUAGAUUCGUAUAAUUAAUUAAAUGCACAGUGGACGAACAGCGGAUAUGGAAACACCUUUCACCUGGUCGUCCAGCGGGCGGUCGGUACUCAAGCUCAAUAUACGUCACCUGUGUCUCGUAGGCGUGUGGCCUUUGGGUACUUCCCGCCUUUACCAACUGUACGCCUUCUUCGUUUUUGCUAUGGGCGUCUGGAACUUCGCGGAAGGUUCGUUGUGUGUCUCCUACUGUUGGCGAGAUCUCGAAGCCACAACACUGGUGGUGGCCAACAUGUUCACCAUGGGCAGCGGCAACGUGAAGAUGGCCUUCUACAUGCUGAACCGACGGCGGUACAAUUCGAUGGUCCGGCGCGUCGACUCGUUGAUGUCGCUUCAAAGCGAGAGCUGUUUCAGCAAUCCUGCGCUGGAGAAUAUUGUCCAGAGAUCUCGCAGGAGAGCGGCUCGCCUCACGAUGGGUAUGCUGCUCUUCAUGGCUUCGCAAGGCAUCGUGUGGUUCCCUAUGCCGCUCAUCGCCGACCCCAGCGAGCGGCGUCUGCCUUUCGUACAGCACCCGUGGGACAAUAACACCAGCUACUACCAACUGUCGUACGCCGUCCAGUGCGUGGUAGCCUUGUGGAUGGCCCAGAUAAGCAUGGGCAUGGACUGCCUCUUCGUGACGAUUAUGAUCCUGGUAGCGGCGCAGCUGGAGGUCCUCGCACUCAGGGUCGGCAAGCUGAGGGCAGACGAGAGUGGAGCAGGUGAAGGUCUCCGAAUAGCGAGCGCCUCUUCUGUGGCUCACGAGAAAAUGUACAGCAACCUGUGCUUUUGCGUCAAAAGUCAUCAGGAAAUCCUCAGGUUCGCCAGGCUGCUCAAUGACACUAUGAGCCCAAUAGCUAUGACACUGUUUGCCUUCAACGUCCUCGUCGGCUGUGUGGUGUUGUUCCAGACAACAUACAGCUCUGACAUCACUGCAGUAAUUAAAUGCCUCGUUUUUCUUCCCAUUCUGGGAGGCCAGGUUUAUCUUUAUUGCUGGGCUGCUCACCAAGUAAAAGAUCAGGCGGAGGCGGUUUCGACUGCAGCGUAUAGCUGCUCGUGGGUGGAUGCGGGAACGAGCUUCAAGCGCGCCCUCAGGAUUCUCAUCUACCGCGCCCAGAAACCACUCAUUCUCACUGCCGGACAUGUCUGCCCGAUCAACAGGGAAGCCUUUCUUUCGAUGGUGAAUGCCUCAUACUCAUACUACGCACUACUGGGUCAAAUGAACAAGCGCUCUGUGGACUGAAGAGCAAUGGGUAUUGAUGUCCAUAGUUUGCUACUUGUAGUAUUGUUUUCUGAGCCUACCUUUCAGAUAAAGAUUGUUUAGAAGAAAGUACAAUCGUAAAGCAGUUUUCUGAUGUUACUCCAAUUACCAAAAGAUCUCAAAUAUCAAAACUGCUGUAGCACUGCAAAUGUACACAUAUAGCCUUAGAUCAAUGAUAAAUGUCAAUUAUGAUUCAUUGACAGUUGUUUAUUCCUUUCUUUUCCAAAUAAUUCAGUACUUACCAGCUACAUUUCCUUAAGGUUAAGCUGGAGAAACAAAUAUGUUUAGAAAUAUAGACAAAAAUUUUGUGAGAAUCAUGAACAUCUGAAUUGAGUACCAUAUUUUGCUGGGGGGGGGGGGGGGGAGGUGGAAGAUAAAGUGAAAGUUCUUUCUUCUGAACUAUCUUUCGUAUUUGUUGCUUUAUUUAGCACUGGCUCUAUUUUCGUUAGCUUACCUCAAGUUCAGAUUUUGUCAUAUGAAGUCACAUAUUUCAAACUGAGUAGAUUAUUAAUCACUCCAUUAGCUUUAUUUUAUUUGUGUAGUAGAUAGAACUUUCCCAAUGUUACAGUUAUAUUAUUAUUGAAAACUAUGUAAAGAGUUAAAAAUCUGAUACAUUCAUUUUGUGAACUGUAACAGAAUAUUUUCCAAUAAGACAUUAAUUUAAUGUUUACAAUUUGCCAUUGUCUUGUUACAUCACAAGUUAUUUGAAUUCUAAAUUAAGUAGGGUGCUGAUUGAAGAAUUUCGUAGACUCUCAAAUUGUAAAAUUCUGUCUCUCUGUAGAAGAUACAGAAUUUUUUCGGAAGCAGUAGUUCCACAUUUACAUUUUAUAUUUUUUUUUUUUUUGUUUAAGUUGAUAGUGCUUGAAUCUUAUUAUAUAAAAUAAACUGUUUCCUCGAGUUUAUCGUAUCUUUUUAGACAGUGCUAAAUCAUUUUUGCUACCGACCACCACCGUAAAUCUUCCUUAACAGCUGAGAGUCAAGAAGUUUAUAAACUGCUGUAAAUCUACCAUU
This is a messenger RNA of Schistocerca cancellata (South American locust), 2419 nucleotides long. Its product is annotated as odorant receptor Or2-like. The transcript has 5 exons. NCBI's taxonomy places the organism in Eukaryota, Metazoa, Arthropoda, Insecta, Orthoptera, Acrididae. Gene Ontology annotation, cellular component: plasma membrane. Gene Ontology annotation, molecular function: olfactory receptor activity; odorant binding. Gene Ontology annotation, biological process: detection of chemical stimulus involved in sensory perception of smell; sensory perception of smell. The record is from RefSeq and is a predicted model, not a curated record. The coding region runs from base 158 to 1390 and encodes 410 amino acids.